UUGACAAUAUUUUUUUUUGUUCUAUCUCUAUUUUAUUUCACAAUGAGAAAUAUCCAGAGUCUAAUUUAAUUUUCUUUUACGUAUGGCAACAUCGUUUAGUAAUUUCUUUUUACUUCGGUUCUUUGCCGUGUUGUUUUGGCGAAGAGCGUCAAAAUGAAGUACAACAAGCUCGUCACAUCCUCGCGGAGGAAAAACAGGAAGAGGCAUUUCAGCGCCCCUUCUCAUAUACGAAGAGUUCUCAUGUCGUCUCCAUUAUCUAAGGAAUUGAGGCAGAAAUUCAACGUCAAAUCUAUGCCAAUCCGCAAAGACGACGAAGUUCAGGUUGUCCGAGGGCACUACAAAGGCCAACAAGUAGGCAAAGUAGUCCAAGUGUACCGUAAGAAAUUCGUUGUCUAUAUUGAGAGGAUCCAGCGUGAAAAGGCUAACGGUGCCAGUGUAUAUGUAGGCAUCCACCCCUCAAAGUGCGUAAUUGUCAAACUAAAGAUGAACAAGGAUCGGAAAUCGAUUCUGGAUCGCAGGGCGAAGGGCAGGCUGGCCGCCCUUGGCAAGGAUAAGGGAAAAUACACUGAGGAAACCGCCACCGCAAUGGAGACCUCUUGAACACAUAGAUUAUAAGACAAAUAAAAAUCCAAAAUUCAAAUA
Amyelois transitella is the source of this 642-nucleotide messenger RNA. It is a transcript of the gene RpL26, whose product is annotated as large ribosomal subunit protein uL24. The record is from RefSeq and is a predicted model, not a curated record. Gene Ontology annotation, molecular function: structural constituent of ribosome; RNA binding. Gene Ontology annotation, cellular component: cytosolic large ribosomal subunit; ribosome. Lineage: Eukaryota; Metazoa; Arthropoda; Insecta; Lepidoptera; Pyralidae. The transcript has 4 exons. The coding region runs from base 154 to 600 and encodes 148 amino acids. Gene Ontology annotation, biological process: cytoplasmic translation; ribosomal large subunit biogenesis.